UUCAAAGAGAAUGAUCUCUUCUCCUACUUCAUUUUUCAAGCUACAUUGAUCAUUUCUUAGUCAGCUGCAGUUCUUCUACUUCGUUUUGGUAUCUCUGUAGUGUUUUCUUUCAACCCUUUUAUGGUGUUGAUGUGAGAACAGAGGUGGGGUUUUCUGUUUCUGGGCAUUUCUGGUUUCUGGGUGUAGUGUUGAUUGAUAUACACGAACUUCUACUCUGUUUGUGUGUGUCAGUUGGAUUCGUUCUUGUGUUUUUUUGAUCGAGAUUGAAGUUUUAGUGUUGUUUGUUCGGAAUUCAGGGAAAUUGAAUUUGGGUUUUUUUGCUAGUGUUGAAAUAUUGGAGUUUUGGGUACAUUUCUACAUUUUCGAUCUGUACAUUUUGAGUUUAAGAAGGAUGUUUCGUUGGCUGGAAAGGAUUGUAUUAGCUUGUUGUGAACCUUUAAGUCGAUAUCUCCCUUCGAGCAGGGGUGAAGAUUACCCAUUGCUAUGGCAUAAAGACCUUGAGAAACAUUCAUGUGGGAAGUUCUCUUGUGCUAUGGUACAGGGUAAUCCAGUAUGUGAAGAUUAUGGCCACGUUGAACCAGGUCGUCAAGGUACCUUUGUUGGGAUUUAUGAUGGCCAUGGUGGCCCUCAAGCUUCAAGAUUUGCCUGUGAUCACCUUAGCCGCCAUUUAAUAAGGUUUGCUCGAGCAAGGGGAACAAUAGAUGAAGAAGUCCUUAAUAAUGCCGUCGCUGCAACUGAAGAAGCCUUCCUUGAUUAUGUGAGGGAGAGAUUUGAAGCUGACCCAUUGAUAGCGUCAAAGGGGUGCUGCUGUCUGGUUGGUGUUAUCUGGAAUGGGACAUUAUAUGUUGCUAACCUGGGGGACUCUAGAGCAGUAUUAGGUCAUGAUCAUAUAGAAAGACCCGAUAGGAUUGUUGCUCUGCAGUUGACUAAUGAUCAUAAUGCCAGUAUCGUGCAGGUCAGGAAUGAACUGAAUGCUUCGCACCCAGACAAUCCAAACAUUGUGGUUUAUGUCAAUGAAGCAUGGCGUGUUAGAGGCAUUAUACAGAUAACUAGAGCACUUGGAGAUGCAUAUCUGAAGCACCAAGAAUUUGCUCUUGGUACAAAUUUCCCAAGAUUCCAUCUUAAAGUACCUAUUACGCGGCCAGUAGUAAGAGCUGAUCCAGAAGUAUCUUCAAGAAACUUACAAGCAGUUGAUAGAUUUGUUAUAUUUGCUUCUGAUGGGCUGUGGGAUCUCUUAACCAAUGAAAAGGCUGUAGAAAUUGUGAAUACCUAUCCUAAAAAGGGCAUAGCUAGAAGACUACUUGUAUCAGCCCUGGAUGAGGCGGCAAGACGUGUAAAGAUCAAGUAUGAUGAACUUAAGAAGGUUGGCAUAAAUGAGAGGAGGACCUUUCAUGAUGAUAUAACAGUGGUGGUCAUCUUUAUAGAUCACAGCAUGCUGAAUAGAGAAUUAUCUGUGCCUGGAAUGUCAGUUCAAGGAUUUGUAGACGCUGCUCCUCGACGAUCAGAAUUCAAUAUUGUUCAGCAACAGCCUGGUAGUGAGGAAGAACUCGAUGACAUGCCAUAACAAGUUGUUCUUUUCUAGGGCAGUGACACUGGAUGUGGCAAGUUUCUCAUCUCCCAUUUUCACAUUUUGAUAUAAUACAGUCCAGACUCUAUUAGGCCACCACCAUCCAAAAGACAUACCUCCUAAUUGUUUGUUUACCACAAUAUCUGUCAAUGUAAGGCCAUAAAUACAUUCUGUUUCAA
This is a messenger RNA of Solanum tuberosum (potato), 1746 nucleotides long. Its product is annotated as probable protein phosphatase 2C 43. The transcript is spliced from 4 exons. Gene Ontology annotation, biological process: protein dephosphorylation. Gene Ontology annotation, molecular function: cation binding; protein serine/threonine phosphatase activity. The coding region runs from base 392 to 1564 and encodes 390 amino acids. Lineage: Eukaryota; Viridiplantae; Streptophyta; Magnoliopsida; Solanales; Solanaceae. The record is from RefSeq and is a predicted model, not a curated record.